AUGUCGUCACCACGGACAUCCGCCGUGUUGUGUGCGCAGUUGUUCUCUGAGUUCGUCGACGAGUUAAACGGGGAGUUGCAUGCGAAGAACGAGAAGGCGGUGGUGUUGGUGCACAACCCUUCGCACACCCUCACCGGGUGUGUGAAACGGACAAGCACAGUGGAGGGGUUUGUCGUGGAGGAGCUGACACGGGUGAAGGUUGUGCAGACAUUUGGCGUGAUGCCGGCUGCUGCGUUUUCUGCGAUAAAUGGUGUUGUGGACACAUUGAAGGCAGUUUUUCGGACGUGGUUUCGGCGAACGGCAGUCACGAGCACGGAGUGGACCCGAGUUGGUGGCGGGCCGGUAGCGUGCCGAAGGGCUGGCUGUUCGCGGAUGGACAACUUGAAAGGGAAAGCUGCGGCAGGGAUGUUUGACGGUCUGGUACUGCAGUUGACGAGGCUGCAGCUGGUGAUUGAAGAGUUCAUAUGCAAGUGCAGCAGCACGGCGUUUAUGACGGCGUGGGAUUUCGUGGGGUGUGACGAAGGCCUGAUUGAGAAGUGGGCGCCAGCGAGGGGUUUCGAGGACGAGUCCGAGGAUGAGAUUCCGACAUAUUUUUGCAUUCCGGAGGGGCCGCUAAUGCGCGACAGCCGUAGCUGUCGUCGCGUGAGCCGCAUGGUCCAUGAUUGUUUCGUGAAGCAGGCGGAGGCAUUGGGUAUUCCACCGCGCGACGUGCCAGAGGAGGCCGGAGUGGUGAAUGAGGAGGUGGUGAGCCGCCUUCAACGCACGCCCACUAAGCGCAACCGGAUGGGCCGCUAUAGUGAUGAGGGGAUCACGUCUCACGCGUCGGAUGAGGCAGGCCAAUCCCGGAAGGCAGGGGUGCUGUUCCCAGUGGAGGAUGACAAAGAGAGCGUCGUACGCUUGGUCUAG
This is a messenger RNA of Closterium sp. NIES-65, 906 nucleotides long. The record is from the annotation of a GenBank genome assembly. Lineage: Eukaryota; Viridiplantae; Streptophyta; Zygnematophyceae; Desmidiales; Closteriaceae.